CAAGCUUCCCGUUCCUCGGUCUAUUAUCAUCCAAUGAUAUCGAGGGAAUCACAAGUCAGUCAAGACCACUCCCCGGAUCGAAACAAUAGUGGGCUUUGGGGCGCUGGGCAACAUCUUGGCUUUUGGUUCCAAAAUGGACUUUCCCAUCCUUGCGAUGACGUAGUAUGCUAUGCAACUUCGCAAUCCAGACUGCUCCAACACCGCAACUGACGUCACACACGAUCGCGAUCUGAGAAGCAGAUGCAGUGCCCCUCCUCACAAAAGUGAAUUUUGCUAGAGAAGCCACAGUGAUUCAGUGUGGGUAGCUAUCAGGAGCUACCUCCGCAGCUCUCUCCUACCUACUCCUCUUUGCACACGCGUGCCUGCAUCUUCAAGGUGAAUCACAAGCAAGCAACCUUCUCUCCAAGCACUACUUAAACCCCUUCUCCUCCCACCUCAAUCUCGUCUUCCUUCACCAUCACACACUCUCAUCUUCAAUCAACACAAACACUCACAAACAACAACCAACCCAAACCACCAACCACUAUCACAAUGGAGUCCCUCAAGCAAGCCGGCAACUACGUCGCUGAGACCGUUCAGCAGGCCACCUCUGGUGCUUCCAAGGAGGCCAACAAGGAGGUUGCCAAGGACGGCAACGUCCCCAUCUCCACCCGUGCCACCGCUGCCAAGGACGCCCUUGGUGACAAGAUUGACGAGACCACUCACGACAAGAAGGCCGACGUAAGUCCUCCCUCAACUACGAUCGAUCAGAUUACACGAGACUAACCGAAACCGACAGGUCCACAAGGAGGCCAUCUAAGUUCUCUCCUCCAGUAUUUCGGAUCGACAUGAGAACAACAUGAAUCGACAUGAAUCGGAAUGGCGUUGAAAGGGAAUAGCGUUGGGACUACAUAGGCUGUAUUUACCUACACCUAAUACAAACAGUCAAACACCAGAACUACUAGAGAGGGUAGAGUGAAGUGAACAUGUUGUGAUUUGAUCCUCGUAAAACAUCCAUUGCUUGAACGGAAGUAGGGUUUAAGUUUGGUCUAUUCUGAUCAGAUUUGCUCGUAUGAGGCUAUGAAUGUAAAUAUUGUACUGAGCGAAAAAGUGUAACGGUACGACACCUAAUCCCGAGCCUAUGGCUGGUGGCUGAGAAAGGGACCGCGUAUUAUGUAAAAUGUCAAAAACAUAUCUGCAUUGAAGCCUUCCUACACGAACAUAAUGUA
Messenger RNA from Fusarium odoratissimum NRRL 54006, 1208 nucleotides. RefSeq lists its product as uncharacterized. The transcript is spliced from 2 exons. NCBI's taxonomy places the organism in Eukaryota, Fungi, Ascomycota, Sordariomycetes, Hypocreales, Nectriaceae. The record is from RefSeq and is a predicted model, not a curated record. Bases 532 to 765 code for a protein of 77 amino acids.